This is a messenger RNA of Oryza brachyantha (malo sina), 1287 nucleotides long. Its product is annotated as 14-3-3-like protein GF14-D. Bases 125 to 922 code for a protein of 265 amino acids. The transcript is spliced from 5 exons. The record is from RefSeq and is a predicted model, not a curated record. Gene Ontology annotation, biological process: signal transduction. Lineage: Eukaryota; Viridiplantae; Streptophyta; Magnoliopsida; Poales; Poaceae. Gene Ontology annotation, cellular component: cytoplasm.
UGAAUCCCCACCCCAUCUCCUCCCUCCUCUCGUCGCCUCCACGAAGACGCGUCCGGAUCCGCUGCUCCGCGCCCUAACCCUGUAGCCUUCCGUGUGGCCGGAGGAGGAGGAGGAGGAGGCAGCCAUGUCGCCGGCGGAGCCGACGAGGGAGGAGAGCGUGUACAAGGCGAAGCUGGCGGAGCAGGCGGAGCGGUACGAGGAGAUGGUGGAGUUCAUGGAGCGGGUGGCGCGCUCGGCGGGGGGAGCCGGCGGCGGGGAGGAGCUCACCGUGGAGGAGCGGAACCUGCUGUCGGUGGCGUACAAGAACGUCAUCGGCGCCCGCCGCGCGUCGUGGCGGAUCAUCUCGUCGAUCGAGCAGAAGGAGGAGGGGCGCGGGAACGAGGCCCACGCCGCCACCAUCCGCUCCUACAGGGGCAAGAUCGAGGCCGAGCUCGCCCGCAUCUGCGACGGCAUCCUCGCCCUGCUCGACUCCCACCUCGUCCCCUCCGCCGGCGCCGCCGAGUCCAAGGUCUUCUACCUCAAGAUGAAGGGCGACUACCACAGGUACCUCGCGGAGUUUAAGUCUGGGGAUGAGAGGAAGCAGGCCGCGGAGAGUACCAUGAAUGCAUACAAGGCUGCUCAGGACAUUGCUCUCGCAGAUUUGGCUCCAACCCACCCCAUAAGGCUUGGGCUUGCACUCAACUUUUCAGUGUUCUACUACGAGAUCCUGAAUUCCCCUGAUCGUGCCUGCAACCUUGCAAAACAGGCAUUUGAUGAGGCCAUAUCAGAGCUGGAUAGCCUUGGUGAAGAAUCCUACAAGGACAGCACUUUGAUCAUGCAGCUCCUGCGUGACAACUUGACUCUAUGGACCUCAGAUGCCAAUGAUGAUGGCGGUGACGAAAUCAAGGAAGCCGCAGCUCCAAAAGAAACUGGUGAACAGUGAGGCAAAUUCAGACGCUAGUCUGAUGCAUCAACUGCUGUUGGGGGCAACGACACCGAUUUCUUCGGCUUUCAGUAGCUAUAUUCUACUACACAAACUGUCGUCGUGCCAACAAGUAGUAGAAGAUGUUUAAAUUAAGUACUUGAGUAGUGUUACGGGUCACGCUUUUCUUCAGUUGAUAAAUGAUGGCUGGGUCCUGGGUUUCUUGUUCCACGAUGCCAGCCACAGGCAAAACCCUACUCUUCUGCACUGUUAGAAUUCUGUUAUCUUAACCAUGUUGGACGAAAUUUUUCGCAGCAUGUUUGUAUGGCCAACUUGGAGAUGUUUGGUUGAACCUGUCUUUGUUAAUUACUAGUUUGAGACCGAAA